This is a messenger RNA of Wyeomyia smithii (pitcher-plant mosquito), 2360 nucleotides long. RefSeq names its product zinc finger protein 678-like. Gene Ontology annotation, molecular function: RNA polymerase II cis-regulatory region sequence-specific DNA binding; DNA-binding transcription activator activity, RNA polymerase II-specific. Bases 117 to 2318 code for a protein of 733 amino acids. Gene Ontology annotation, cellular component: nucleus. The transcript has 6 exons. NCBI's taxonomy places the organism in Eukaryota, Metazoa, Arthropoda, Insecta, Diptera, Culicidae. The record is from RefSeq and is a predicted model, not a curated record. Gene Ontology annotation, biological process: regulation of transcription by RNA polymerase II.
AGGCCAUUGCUGUCAAAAAUAACGCAUGAAUAUUGCAACACAACAUAGAGGGUUGGUUUUGUGGCAUCUUCAUUCAUUAGCAGUUUUGACGCAAAAUGGGAAAAAAUUGAGGUAAAAUGGUGAAAACUGAAAGUUGUGCACUGUGUUUUACCACUAAAUCAAAAUGGUUCUUAGACAUCUAUUGCGAGGAGAACCAGUCUAUGGAUAUUUCGGCCAUUAUUUCAAAACAUUUAUGGUUUGAGUUGAAACCUAGUGGCCAAUGCUAUGUUUGCGCAGAUUGUUGGAAAAAUGUUUAUGAUUUUCAUUUGUUCUAUUGCAAGUUGGAAAAACUACAUUUAGAGACAAACGAACCUGAUUCUCGAACAGUGCAAAUUGAUGUGCAACCAGAUUUUGAAUUUCAUCCGAUUGAUGAAGUAAAAGUCGAACCUUUAGACGAAGAUGAUCAAAAUCGCAGCACCGAUGGAGUUGCCGAUAGCUCUAUUAUCGGUUUUAUCGGUAAACAAACAACAGAGGUGUCAUCGUCUGAAGCAGUUCGUCCUAAAAGAAAUACAUCGACUCCAGUAUGUCAAUAUAAAGCAGAGAUUACAGAGUCUGAUGCGGAAGAUAUAGAUGGAGACUGUUUUGCAGACGAUUUCGACGAUGACAAUGAUUUGGAUUAUAAGACGGAGCCAAAAGAAGGAAAAUUAAAAGCAGUAGAAAUUCCCAAAAUAAAAAAACGUCGUGGCAGGCCUCCAAAAGCUAUUGCGGUUAAAAAAGAGACGGAUUUAGACACCUCAAAUGAAACCGAGCAGGGUGAAAGUUCAAAAGAUUCUGAAUUGCGCCAUAAGGUUAAAAAACGCAGAAAAUUUAAGAAAAGAUUAACUCGAAACAAAUAUGAUUCAGAUACUGGUUCAAAUGAUGGCGAUCGUUCUAGAAUAGGCAGCAAACGAGCCAGAGAUGAAAGGUUGUUUAAAUAUAUAGAAGAAUUUGUAUGUCAUUUAUGUCCGGAACGCGUUGAAUUUGAUCGGUUUCACCAUGCUAAUUUACAUUAUCGAGAAUUCCACCAGGAACCGGCUUACUUGAAGUGCACAAAAUGCGAUCGAAAAUGCUUUACGCCAGGUGGAUUUAUCAAUCAUAUGGAAACUCACGAUGAUCCAGAUAAAAACAAAUGUAAAAUUUGCGGUAAGGUCACUGAUCAAAAAAUCACAUUAAAAAAGCACAUGCGGGCCCAUCGUCUUCAGAUGGAGGAAUCAUUACCGUUCCCAUGCGCGAUAUGUCCACGACGGUUUGAAUUGGAACGUGCUCGCGACAAGCAUGAGCGAUUGCAUGGAAGAAAAAUUGUCAUAAAACGAGAAAAAGGACGUGAUGAUGAAUUGAUUGCGUUUUAUAAGAAAAUUUCUUGUGAAAUUUGCGAUGAAGAAAAGAACGAUGGUGUAACGUACGAAAACUUUUGGGAUCUUAAACUCCACAUGGCUGGUGAGCACAACAAAACACCAUACCUUAAAUGCCCGAUAUGUUUCAAAAAAAAUGUUUGCCGGCAACAAUUAAUGAUACAUGUAGAUGUACAUGAGAAUCCUGAACGGUACAGGUGCGAUAUAUGCGGUGAAGUAUUCCAGUUUCUCGAAAAGCACAAAUUUAAGGCUCAUGGCCAAACGGAACCCCAGGAGAAAAACUAUAGUUGCGAACAUUGUGGCAAAAUGUUCCGUUGUGUGUUAAACCUUAGGAAUCACAUUGAUCGCGUGCAUGCUAUUAAAGAUGUUACAUGCGAUAUCUGCAACAAACCUUUCAGCAAAAAAGCAAUCAGUGCUCAUAAACGUUCCGCUCAUACCGACGAAAUGUUCAUGUGUGAGCAAUGUCCGAAAAUGUUCAAAACACGCAGUGGUCUUGAAUCUCACAAAAGCGAGCAUGAUGCUGAGUUACGCAAACCGGUGAAAUGUGAAAUAUGCGGUAAAGAAAUGCGUCGUGGUGCAAGCCUAACAAAACAUAUGAAAGUAAUUCACUCAAAGGAGGCUCCCGUCAAUUGCAAUAUGUGCGGCAAAGAGUUCCGCACUAAGUUUCACAUGGUUCGCCAUCGUACUAACACUUGUUCGGCAACUAUCAAUUCGAGACCAUUCAAAUGUGAAGUGUGCGGAAAAGGAUUCUCGAUGCGAUUGACAAUGACCGAACAUAUGACGACUCACACUAGAACGAGUUUGUACCAGUGUGCUUUUUGUUUUAAAACGUUUGGAUACAUCUCUAACCUUUACAAGCAUCGCAAAAAGGCGCAUCCGGAGGAGUGGCAAGAAGUACAGUCUCGCCCUGAUCAAGGUAUUGCCACUGUUAUCGAAAUAAGAAAUUAACUGUAGUUUUGCGCUAAUAAAUAUUGAAAUUAUACUAAAGUA